Lotus japonicus is the source of this 2065-nucleotide messenger RNA. Its product is annotated as putative pectinesterase/pectinesterase inhibitor 24. Gene Ontology annotation, molecular function: pectinesterase inhibitor activity; pectinesterase activity. Gene Ontology annotation, biological process: cell wall modification. The record is from RefSeq and is a predicted model, not a curated record. Lineage: Eukaryota; Viridiplantae; Streptophyta; Magnoliopsida; Fabales; Fabaceae. The coding region runs from base 56 to 1780 and encodes 574 amino acids. The transcript is spliced from 3 exons.
CACACCUAGGUGUUCCCUAACAUCAACAAGCUAGUUAACAAAACAAGCCUUAACCAUGUCUUCCUAUGGCAAACUCGAUGAAGCAGAACAAGCCAUGCUCGUGGUUCGCCGCAGAACCCGAAAGCGAGUCACCAUCAUAAGCCUGUCCACAAUACUCCUCAUCGGUGUUGUGUGUGGUGCUGUGUUUGGAACCGUUGCUCAUAGAAAUGACAAUGAUGACAAUGACAAUAGCUCAAACGGUAACAACAAUGCUCAAUCGCUUGCAAGUUCGGUGAAGGCGGUUUGUGAUGUGACAUUGUACAAGGAUGCAUGUUACAACACCCUUGGUCCUCUUGUGCGGUCAGGUAAGGUUCAACCUGGGGAGCUGUUCAUGUUGUCCAUCAAUGUGGCCUUAACUGAGGUUUCUAGGGCUGCUAAGGGUUUCUCUGAGCAGGGUGGUUUUGAGGGGUUGAAUGUUGAUAACAGGACUAAGGAGGCUUUGAAGAAUUGCAAGGAGCUUCUGGGUUUAGCGGUUGAUCAUCUGAAUAGCUCUUUGUCUUCUGGGGGGAAGUCUUCACUGCUUGAUGUUUUGGAGGAUCUUAAAACUUGGUUGAGUGCUGCAGGUACUUACCAGCAGACUUGCAUUGAUGGCUUUGGUGAAGCCUCAUUGCAAACCAGUGAUGUGAGCAAUCUCAAAAAUUCAACAGAGCUCACCAGUAACAGCCUUGCCAUCAUCAAUUGGCUUAACAAGGCCGCAAGCGCAGUGAACUUGAGGCGGCGCUUGAUGAGUUUCCCCAAUCACCACGAUGAACAACCAAAGUGGCUUCAAUCUAAAGACCGGAAGCUGCUUCAAGCAGAUGAUUUAAAGAAGAAAGCUGACAUUGUUGUGGCCAAAGAUGGGAGUGGAAAAUACAAAACAAUUUCUGCAGCACUCAAACAUGUCCCUGAAAAGAGUGACAAUAGGACUGUAAUCUACGUGAAGAAGGGGAUUUAUUAUGAAAAUGUCAGGGUGGAGAAGACUAAAUGGAAUGUCAUGAUCAUUGGUGAUGGUAUGAAUGCUACAGUUGUAUCUGCAAGCCUUAACUUUGUGGAUGGCACCCCAACAUUUUCAUCUGCAACAUUUGCUGUGUUUGGGAAGAAUUUCAUUGCAAGGGACAUGGGCUUUCGGAACACAGCUGGUGCAGCGAAGCACCAAGCAGUGGCACUAAUGACAAGUGCUGAUUUAGCAGUUUUCUAUAGAUGUCAAAUUGAUGCAUAUCAGGACACUCUUUAUGUUCAUUCCAAUCGCCAAUUCUACAGGGAAUGCAACAUCUACGGAACAGUUGACUUCAUUUUUGGCAACUCUGCAGCUGUCUUACAAAACUGCAACAUUUUGCCAAAGCUCCCAAUGCAGGGUCAGCAGAACACAAUCACAGCGCAGGGAAAAACUGACCCUAACAUGAACACAGGGAUUUCAAUUCAGAAUUGCAGCAUUUCGCCAUUUGGGAACUUGAGUUAUGUCCAAACAUACCUGGGAAGACCCUGGAAGAAUUACUCAACCACUGUAGUUAUGCAAUCCACGUUGGGCAGCUUCAUUAGUCCAAAUGGAUGGUUACCAUGGGUGGGGAACUCAGCACCAGACACCAUAUUCUAUGCUGAAUAUCAGAAUGUUGGACAAGGUGCUUCAACAAAGAAUAGGGUUAAAUGGAAGGGUUUGAAAACCAUUACCAGUAAACAAGCUAGCAAGUUUACAGUCAAGUCCUUUCUUUCAGGGGAUAAAUGGAUCCCAUCUUCUGGUACCCCCUUUAAGUCUUCUAUGUGACAGCUUGGAUACAUUUAUACACAACAUAUGAUGCAGUUAAGCCUUACUUUGUCAAAUUUGUCUGUAAUGUUGUUUUCUCCUUUCCCAUGAUAUUCUUGUUUUUAGUAAUUUUGUCACCAUAUUGAUUGAUUAGUUUGAGGCUUCUCCUGAAACUCUUUUAACCUGCUAGAGACAUUUCUGUACCCACUUUCAUAUUAUGUUAUGUUUGCACCAAGGCAUAAGGUAGGUUCCUUUUUGCAAAGUGGAUCAUUGAUCUUAUACAUUGUAUAAGGCAGGCUUUGUUUU